Molecule: messenger RNA, 4295 nt
Organism: Lineus longissimus
Lineage: Eukaryota; Metazoa; Nemertea; Pilidiophora; Heteronemertea; Lineidae
Product: E3 ubiquitin-protein ligase RNF115-like
Exons: 8
Coding region: 7-930 (307 amino acids)
Biological process (GO): protein ubiquitination
Cellular component (GO): cytoplasm
Molecular function (GO): ubiquitin protein ligase activity
Source: RefSeq, a predicted model, not a curated record
CAUAAAAUGGCCGAGGCUGCAGUCGAUAGGCCUCAAAGAUUCUUUUGCCACCAGUGUUCUGUUGAGAUCAAUCCUGAUUUACCAGACUACACAUGUCCAAGGUGUGAUAGUGGGUUUAUAGAGGAGAUGUCAGGGGGUUCAUUGUUGGAGGAUCAACAUACUGACAACAAUGAAACCCCCAUGAUGAUGAUGGACCCAGCUGCUCAGUUUGAGGAAUUAUGGGAGCGGACAUUUGCCGAUAGUUUUCAACUGCAGACAAACGAAGAAGGCCUCCACUCUCCUACAGAUGGGGUCCACUUACCCACGCAGGUCGAGCCUGAUAGUAACAGACUGACAGAAGAAGAAGAAUCCAGGCCGCCCCGAUUACCAGGUCAGCGACGUCAUCCACUCCUCAGUCAAGUCAGUGUGGGCCAGAGGCAGCCAAGGAUAACAGCACGACGUUUCACAUCUAGUAGACCAGAUCGCCAUCCUGCUAUUGAGGGGAUUAUUAGUCAAUUAUUAAGCUCAUUAGCUGGUGGUGCGCUAUUCCAAGCUGAAGGUAUGCCUAUAGGAAUGUUUCAAUUACAUGGCAACCCUGGUGACUAUGCAUGGGGUGCAGAUGGUCUAGAUGCUAUUGUAUCACAACUGUUAAAUCAACUAGAAGGCUCUGGUGCCCCGCCAGCUAAUAAACAACAAAUAGAUUCUUUACCUCACAGAAAAGUGACCAAGGAACAAGUGGAGAAUCGCUUGCAGUGUACAGUUUGUAUGGAAGACUUCCAUUUACAAGAAGAGGUCCGUCUUCUACCGUGCCAACAUUACUAUCAUACCGAUUGUAUUGUGCCUUGGUUAGAAAGGCAUGGCACUUGUCCAAUUUGUCGCAAAGAUAUGAAUGGUCGUGAUACUUCAGAAGACGAGACUCCACUUCAAAUACCCAACCUUGACAAUAGGUAGAGACAAUUUCCUAUACGGACAUUAUCAAAAUACUAGGAAUGUUCGUAUUAUUGUGAUUUUUUACGUGAGUGGUUAAGGGUAUUUUGAGGCAAUUUGUGAAGAAAGUAAAUACAUAAUUAAUUGGCUGAGAGUGUUAUGAACAGUUAGAAUGCUGCCUGUCUGAGAUGUCUGAUUAGAUCUCAUUUGCGUGAAUCUCAUUGCCAGCAGAUCGUAGAAUUGUCAGAAAUGGCAGUUAUGGUAUAGUCUCUGAGGAAUGCCAAAUACACCAGGACUUCAUCUCGUUAGGAAGCGGCUCGGAAAUUGAAAAUGGAACCCUAGAGGAUCAAGAGCAAGCUAAACGGAUGAAGAUAUGCAAUACCUGUAACAAUAGUCUCAAAAUAUCCAAAGCCACCUAAGUCGACAGGACUCAUCAGCCAUGUCCGAUUUGAUGAAUUCUCUUAGGAAAGACGUUUUAAAAACUUUGUGAUGACAGAUUGGAAUCAUUCACAUAAUGGGUCAUUUUGUCCCACACUGUUGUAAAUACCACAUUGUCCAUAUUUAAGCACUGUUUCGAGUAUGAAAGAAUAGAAAAUUUAUUCUUUCGUCUUUUUUAACCUUAAGAAUUCUUGCAGAUGCCUAUUCAAAUUUUUGCAAGUACCAGAGACAACAUUUUGUCUCAAAUCCACUGAUCAUCUCUUGGGAUCAGAAUAGGCCUCAAAUAGAUGACACCAAUGAGAUGUGAUCUCAUCAAUUAAAGACACUCAUCUUGCCAUUUCAAAGCAAUCAAUUUUAGCUGCAGAUGUCAAUGAAUAAGACUUGCUGUCAACCCAUAGCUUGAAAUCUGUGUGAAUUCUAAAGGUGGACGCCAAUAUCUCAACUGUCUUGGCCAAGAAUAAAAUGGCUCAAAUUUUUCCAAAACUGAAAACUUCAUCACUUCCAGAUUGUGUUUUGAAGUUAGAUACUCGCUUUAAGCAACCCAGUGUUUGGCAAACAGUUUGCAGGUUUGGUUAAAUUUUGCAGCAUUUUGUGCCAUGACAGUUGUGAUAAAUGUCCAUCGUUCAAACGUAGGUCCCGUGUAAAUAUCUCCCAUUCCCAACUUGAGUUUUAUCUGCUAUUUGCCUGGAUUUGUUUUUUAAAGCCUUGAAGGUCGUGAUACAUGCACUGCAUUCACAUUGCAAGUUAGAUUUAUACUUCCAGUAUGAAAGUUGGGUCAAGUGAGCGUUUUGGGGAGAGGUGUCAGUAGCUUCAUGAUGUUGAGGAGCAGGACCAUCACACUGUCCAGUUUUCCACACAUUGAUGUUAGUGAAAACGUCCAAAAGUUCAGAAUGUAAAACCACAGCACUAAAAUAUACAACCAGUUUGCCAGUGUUGGCCAUUUACAAAGUUUUUCUCCCUGAUUACACAUGUUUUGUCUCUGCUAAGACUCCUCCGAAUGGCUUAACUAUCGAUGUUGGUAACAAAGCAACCCUUGUGGUCUCUGUCACCCUGGUAUAUGUCAUGGGCACUGGUCUAACAAUCAGAAACUCUGAUCAAAUGUCCAUUCACAUCCCCAUCCAACAGGAGUGAUAUUCCUUGUCACAAGGCUAGUGAUCAGAAAUAUCUGAGGUGAAUCAAAUGAUUUUGGGAAAUAUUGUGCACUGCUCCUUUGAGGAAUUUGAAUCACUGUUAGCAGAAGUUUGAGCUUUUCCAGAUUUUGCUUUAGUUAUGCAUGUGCAUAUAGACAAUGUUCAUUUAUCCGCAUGCAUAACGAUAAACAAAAUCCAGAAAUUUUGUCAGCUUCUGCUCUUUGUGACACUGAUUGGAGGUCCUCAAAGGACUAGUAUAAAUCUCAUUAAAAGGCAUAAAUACUGUCUAGGUUAAGGCAUAAAUACUGUCUAAAACUGUGUUCUCUCUCAGAUGCGUGCACCUGUAAGCAAGAAAAACAUUGAAACUUAUGUUUAUUUGAAUACUGUCAGCGUUUUGAUAGAUGUUGUAAAAUGAACCAGUUCUGUUACUUUGAUAUUAAGAGAUUAAUGAUUAGAGAAAACUGGUAAUAAGAUGUCAACUUAUGUGAACUUAAUGUCAUUUUUAAAGCAGCCGAUUUUUAAAAUGAACAACUGUUAGUUUGGCUCUUAAAGCUGUUAUAAAUUUAUCACAUGCCAAAACUUCGUGGAGGUUUUUCAAACACCAAUCUCAAAAUCAUUGCGGCAUUGCCCCUGCUGUAACAUCAUAGCGUCAUUGAUUCACACCAUCAAUGCAAGGCACACUCUAGUUUCGGACUGAAAUUUGCAAUGAUUUGAGUUUAAAAGAUUUUUAAACUGCUCGUAAAACGUAAACAGAAAAUGAUACUCGUCUCUUUUUGAGUGAAAAUAUCACACUGAGUGCUUGUCUUGGCCCCUGGAAACCCCUUUGACCUGCCAUCUUUUAACUUUAAGGCCCUAGACGACUACUCCUGUGACUUUUCCACUCAAAGACAGUCUGGGGUAGUUUCUUAUUGUACCUAUUGUUUUUGUUUAUAGUAGGUGUUACCCAGUAGAUGAGUAGAAACUGUCAUUACAGUGUUGAUGACUCUUUGGUUUAAAAAGCUUUUUAGACAUGGAAUAUGGGAAACCAGUUUUAGUGUUCGGUGAGAUAUUAAUGUGUGUAAAUGUACAUUUGUCAUACACUUCUACUGAUAAGAAAUAGUUCCUUGGUGGACAAAAGUACUCUGACCUGUGAUGCUAAACACAACUAAAAUCCGACUUUCUAUACAGAUGAUAGUUUGUAGUCACCUAGAGCUCUUCUCAUCGAUCUCUUCGACAGUGCAUAUCCAUGGUGUAUCUUAAAGUGAUGUAGUAGACUUUGUAGGGGAAUUUGAUUUGAAUUGUUAGUUCUGUAUCAAUCCAAAAAACCUUGGAUGGAAGACAGCAAUUUGGAAUGAAUUGUAUUGAUUUUGGAAUCCUUAAAGUUUAGCAUGGUGUCUUGGGUAUUGAGAAGUGAACUGUGUUGUGACAGAAUGUGGGUUGUACCAGUUGUAUGAUAUUUCUUAGCGUCAUUACCUACGAGUUGUUGAUCGUUUUGAUUUUGUCUUCCCUCUUCCCUAGCUAAUACUCUCUAGGUUCUUUUUCUUUCACUCGUUAUUUAUUUGCAAGCUUUCUCCUCUGCAGUUUUUAAUGGUUUCUUCCAUUUGUGAAUCUGUGCCUGGAUUCUACCACCUUUUUGAGCACUGUAGGGGAGAAAGGUGGUUCAGAGCAGAUUUGGCGUUGCUGCAAGCGAAUUUUAUUACAAAUUUCCAACUAUUUUUCCCUGAUCAAUGUAAAUAUUGCCUAAUUAAGCUGGAAUUGUGGAGCAGCUGAGCUGAUCUGUGUAACGAAUUGCUAUAUUGUAAAGUGUCAAACUACUAGAGGUCAAUAAAGCACAUGUCACUC